Molecule: messenger RNA, 1234 nt
Organism: Grus americana (Whooping crane)
Lineage: Eukaryota; Metazoa; Chordata; Aves; Gruiformes; Gruidae
Gene: AMBP
Product: alpha-1-microglobulin/bikunin precursor
Exons: 10
Coding region: 83-1123 (346 amino acids)
Cellular component (GO): plasma membrane; cell surface
Molecular function (GO): serine-type endopeptidase inhibitor activity
Source: RefSeq, a predicted model, not a curated record
UGCUGCUGCGCAGUGGGGACAGCACAGAGUCCGGGAUCCUGCGGGUGCGCUGGGGCUCAGCGGCACUCGGAAACCACCAGCCAUGAUGUUUUGGGGUCUUCUUUCCCUCCUCCUCUUUGCUGCAGCCAGCGGGACCCCUGUUGGGGACCAGGAUGAGGAUAUCCAAGUGCAGGAGAAUUUCGAGGCUGAGCGGAUGUACGGGAAGUGGUACGACAUCGCCAUCGGCACAAACUGCAAAUGGAUGAAGAACUACAAGGAGAAGUUCAGCAUGGGCACGCUGGUGCUGGGCCCUGGCCCCAGCGCCAACCAGAUCAGCACUGCCAGCACCAGGCUGCGGCAAGGUGACUGCACGCACGUCUCAGGGGAGUACCAGAAAACCAGCACCCCCGGCAAAUACACCUACUAUAACCCCAAAUGGGAUGUGUCUAUCCGGUCCUAUGUGCUCCGCACCAAUUACGAAGAAUAUGCUGUCAUUCUGAUGAAGAAGAAAAGUAGUUUUGGCCCAAGCACCACCCUGAAGCUGUAUGGGAGGAGCCCGGAGCUGCGGGAAGACCUCAUCGAAUCUUUCCAGCAGCUGGCUGUAGAGAUGGGCAUCCCCGCAGACUCCAUCUUCAUCUUGGCCAACAGAGGUGAAUGUGUUCCUCAGGAGACUGCAACUGCCUCCCAGAGGGCCCGGAGAGCAGUCCUGCCCCCUGAGGAGGGCUCGGCCGCAGGACCCCUGCCCCCUUACACCGGCAAUAAGGAAGACUCGUGUCGGCUGGGCCAGGACGCCGGGCCCUGCAGCGGGAUGCUCUCCCGCUUCUUCUACAACUCCUCCUCCAUGGCCUGCGAAACCUUCCUCUACGGCGGCUGUCUGGGCAACGGCAACAACUUCUACUCGGAGAAGGAGUGCCUGCAGGCGUGCCGGACGGAGGCUGCCUGCAGGCUGCCCGUCGUCCAGGGUCCCUGCCAGAAGCCGGUGACGCGCUGGGCUUUCGACGCCGCUCAGGGCAAGUGCAUCACAUUCAGCUACGGAGGCUGCAAGGGCAACGGGAACCAGUUCUACUCGGAGAAGGAGUGCAAGGAGUACUGCGGGGCUCCUCCGCUGGCAGAGGACGAGGAGUUCCUGCAUCUGUCAAACUGACGCGGGCGGAGGACGAGCUGCCGGCACCCAGCACCGGAGCCUGGGCAGGAGGGUGCCAGCAGGUGCCAGCAGCACAGGAGAUGCCUCCAGCAGUAAAUGUCUCUAAUGUGA